AAUUUGGGGUCUCCUCCUUCCUAUCACCUUGGGUGACGAUAUCUAUAAACCUACCAUACACGUAGUUUCUUCCUUGUUUUUUUAUAAAAAAAGAUGUUUACCAGAGCAUGGAGAAUCUCACAGUAACAAGGAAGGAAGAAGAAACAUUCUUGAAAGAAAUAAUAAAAGAAAGAAAUACAGAAGGAGCCAAUUAUUAAUUAGAUAUUAAAAAGAGUAAUAUAAGAUUUUCACGGAGCAAAAAAAAAAAGAAAUUUUUUUCCUGAUGAGAUAAGAAAAUCCUAAGAAGCUUUUAGUAUUAAAUCUUGGUUGGUCCAUGCAGUGCAGGCAAAACCAGAGGAGAGAGAAAGUACAUAUGUGUUGGUUUUGAGUUUACAGCUCGUGGAAAGAGAGAGUGAAAAAGAGAGGCUGUUUUUGUCAGGUUUGGCCUUUAGGUGGGUGCUUGUGAUAUCUUUGCCUCGUUGUCUCUGAGUAGUUGGCCAUUAACUUGUCCUUUUGAUGGACUCACCAAGGAGGGAACAUUUUAGCAAAUAAAGGAUAGAAAUUGACAAGGAAUGAAUGCUCAUGCAAGCGUUGAUUCAGAUUCUUAUGAGAUUGUUGAAGUUGAUCCUACGGGGAGAUAUGGAAGAUACAAUGAAAUUCUAGGCAAAGGAGCUUCAAAGACAGUUUAUAAAGCCUUUGAUGAGUACGAAGGAAUUGAGGUAGCUUGGAAUCAGGUGAAGCUUUAUGAUUUCCUUCGCAGCCCUGAGGAUCUUGAAAGGCUCUACUGUGAAAUUCACCUACUCAAGACCUUAAAACAUGAAAAUAUCAUGAAAUUCUACACUUCUUGGGUUGAUGCAGCUAACAGAAACAUCAACUUUGUCACUGAGAUGUUCACCUCUGGUACUCUCAGACAGUAUAGGCUAAAACACAGGAGAGUAAAUAUUAGAGCUGUGAAGCAUUGGUGUAGGCAGAUAUUGAAAGGGCUUCUCUAUCUCCAUAGCCAUAAUCCCCCUGUAAUCCACAGAGAUCUCAAGUGUGAUAACAUUUUUGUUAACGGCAACCAAGGAGAAGUGAAAAUUGGUGAUCUUGGCCUUGCUGCAAUACUUAAGAAAUCUUACGCUGCUCGUUGUGUUGGAACGCCAGAGUUCAUGGCUCCAGAGGUAUAUGAAGAGGAAUACAAUGAAUUAGUUGACAUAUAUUCUUUUGGGAUGUGUGUAUUGGAAAUGGUCACCUUUGAAUAUCCAUAUAGUGAAUGCAACCACCCUGCUCAGAUAUACAAGAAAGUUAUAUCAGGGAAAAAACCAGAUGCUUUAUACAAAGUCAAGGAUCCUGAGGUGCGCCAAUUUGUUGAGAAAUGCCUAGCAACUGUUUCCAAUAGACUUUCUGCCAGGGAGCUCUUGGAGGACCCAUUUCUUCAAUUUGAUGAUUAUGGAUCUAAUGCAAGGCCAUUAGAGUACUCAGGAGAUACAAAUGAAAUGGGUGCUUCAGUAAGACAACCUUUCUAUGGAAUUAAUCACACUAACCGCUCUUUAAUUAAUGGUUAUACACACUAUUAUGGUUCUCAAAAUGAACUAGAAUAUCAUCAAAUUGAGUUAGAACCAAGCGAAAUUGAUCUAUUCUCUUGUCAAGAAGAUGAACAUUUGCAUGGUGUUGAUAUAACAAUCAAAGGCAGGAGGAGAGAGGAUAAUGGCAUUUUCUUGAGGCUUAGAAUUGCAGACAAAGAAGGUCGCAUUCGGAACAUCUACUUCCCGUUUGACAUUGAGAAUGACACUGCUCUUAGUGUUGCGGCUGAAAUGGUUUCUGAGCUUGGCAUUACUGAUCAAGAUGUGUAUAAGAUAGCAGAUAUGAUUGAUGGUGAAAUUGCAACCUUGGUACCUGAAUGGAACAGGGGACAAGAGAAAGAGGAAAGUGCAAAUAGCAGAAAUGCAACUUUCUGUCACAAUUGUGGAUCACACAGCUACCUAUUGGAUUAUGUGUCAUCAUAUAGUCCAGGUGCCAAUAACUUGCAAGUUAUUCAGUGUUCUAGGCAGGGAUGUGCUAAUUCACAUGGUCGAUUUGAGGAAAUCACAUACCAAGUUGAUGGACCAGGAAAAUGUUCCAGUACAGACUGUGCACCAGUUGGAUCUAGCCAAUCCAAUGGCAUGAGCUAUACAGAUAUCUGGGCUCAACGAGACGCACCAGAAUUAAGUUCACAAGGAUCAAGGGAGAUUCAGUGUGACGUGGGACACAAUGCAGUCGAACAAUCAACUGUUGAGAAGGAAGAGACAAUCAUAAACAUGGAUAGUAUUUGGGAAUCAAAUACUAGAAAUUGUGUUUCUUCAAGCCCUUCAGCAGCAUGUAAUCACUGGGAUGAUUAUGAGAAUGAAAUUAGGCAAGAACUAAGAUGGCUUAAAGCUAAAUAUCAGAUGCAAUUAAGGGAGCUUAAAGAUCAACAGUUGAAUGUUAAAUCAAAAUUGUCGAGCCUAGAUCAUCAAAUGGAUCACAACGAAAAUAAUGGUAUUCCUUUGCCUUCAAUUUUGCCUAAGGUGAGGAGAGAUAAAUAUAAACCUUCUCUGAAUUCUGUUCCUUCUGGCAAGCAUCUUAUCUCAGAGUUAGCUAUUGAUGCUGAGAAGAGAUAUGCCAAUUCAGAAUAUCAACUGAUCCAAAACUUUGAGGCAAACAGCAACGCAUAUAGUCCUGAACAAAUGAUUACUGCUAAGAGUUUCUACACGGGAGAUUUGCUUCCAAAUUCUCUUCACAGGGCAACUUCUCUUCCGGUCGAUCCUCUAGAUGUUUAGAUACUGCAUAGUAACUACUCACUUCACCAAGUGUGCACUAUAACUUACUCCUGAUCAUCAAUAGGAUGCAAAAAAAGAGGCAAUGAAAUUAGCUGUACAAGAAGAGACGUAGUUUUUACAACUUUUUACAGUUUUUGUUUGCAUGUGGGAUAAGUUCACUUGGGCAUACAUCCAAUGUACAUUAUAAAUCAACAUCCAACUGAACAUGUUUCUUUCCUCAAAUUCUGCAUCUUUAAAUUUGUAAAUUGCUAAUGCCCAUCAUGAACUUUUUAUAUCCCAAUCCUAGCUGGCCAGCAGAUUCAAGUUCAUGUCAAUCUGUGUGUUAUGGCUGUAUUCUCCUCUUUUUACACUGUAAAAGCUCUAAUGCCACUAAAGUUCUGCAA
This is a messenger RNA of Jatropha curcas, 3139 nucleotides long. Lineage: Eukaryota; Viridiplantae; Streptophyta; Magnoliopsida; Malpighiales; Euphorbiaceae. The record is from RefSeq and is a predicted model, not a curated record.